This is a messenger RNA of Gastrolobium bilobum, 2326 nucleotides long. RefSeq names its product mechanosensitive ion channel protein 10-like. The record is from RefSeq and is a predicted model, not a curated record. The transcript is spliced from 6 exons. Gene Ontology annotation, biological process: transmembrane transport; monoatomic anion transport; detection of mechanical stimulus. Gene Ontology annotation, cellular component: plasma membrane. Gene Ontology annotation, molecular function: mechanosensitive monoatomic ion channel activity. Lineage: Eukaryota; Viridiplantae; Streptophyta; Magnoliopsida; Fabales; Fabaceae. Bases 1 to 2184 code for a protein of 727 amino acids.
AUGAGGUAUUUAAAUGUCCAGUCUCCUACCAACUCUAAGCAAGAGAAGUUCUCACUGCUCUCUACCCUGCCCUCUGAAAUGGAGAACAGAAGGUCCUCAGAUCAUGUUGUUCUCUUCAUUGACCAACACAACACUGAAAAUAGCCAGAGUUCUGAACCUUAUGAGAAGCCCAAACACCCUUUAAGAGUCAAAACUCUUAAACGUCUCAGCUUCUCCAAACCCAAAUCCCGAAUCCUAGAAUAUAACUAUCCACCCCGCAACAAACUAACAACCUCUGAAGAUAGUGACAUUCAACCUUCAUAUAAGAUCUCUUCCGUGGUCGAAGAUGACGAUAACGACGACGACGACGAUGAUGACAAGUGGGAAUUCGAUGAAGAAGAAGAGCUUGAGGAGGAUGGUGAAGAGCAUAAUCUAAAGUUACAGAAAAAGAGAAAGUUUAAGGUGAAGUGGAGGCAUGUUGUGGAGUGGGUUUUGUUUCUCAACAUAUUAACUUGCUUGGUGUGUUCUCUAUCAAUAACUUCCAUAAAAAAUAUUCAUGUGUGGGGUUUGGAGAUUUGGAAGUGGUGUUUGAUGGCAAUGGUAACAUUCAGUGGCCGUCUGGUUUCAGGGUGGUUAGUUGGUGUAACUGUUUUCUUUUUAGAGAGAAACUUCAUGCUGAGAGAAAAGGUUUUAUACUUCAUUUAUGGACUCAGGAAGAGCAUAAGAAACUGUUUAUGGUUAAGCCUCGUUUUGCUCUCUUAUUGGAGUGUGGUAUUCGAUGAUGUCCAGAAGAAAAACCACAAGUUCCUCAAUAAGGUGUUUCAAGCAUUAGUUGCUUUCUUAGUUGGUGCUAUCAUUUGGCUAGUGAAGAUUGUUUUGGUGAAAAUGCUUGCCUCUUCGUUUCAUGUAACAACAUACUUUGAUAGAAUGAAAGAGAGCGUUUUUCAUCACUAUAUAUUGGACACAUUGUCAAGUCCACCAAUGGAAGAUGCUGAAGAGAUAUUGAAGCAGCAUAAUCUAAAAGGAUCAAAGUCCAUGCCAGCUAGAUGGAAGGAUGCAAGGAAUUUUUACAAGUCAAAGAGAUUUGGGUCAAGGAAGAUUGAUAUGGAGAAGCUGAGAGAACUUAGCAUGGAAAGCACAGCAUCUAUAUGGAGUGUGAAAAAGCUUGUUAACUAUGUUAUGUGCUCAGGUUUGUCCACUAUUUCAAGGACUGUCGAUGAUUUUGGUAACGCUGAGUCUGAGAUUAGUAGUGAGUGGGAAGCUAGAAAUUGUGCCCAAAGGAUAUUCAAGAACGUUGCCAAACCUGGUGCCAAGUAUAUUGAAGAGGAGGAUCUCAUGAGAUUUUUGAAGAGGGUUGAGAUACAUACCAUAUUCCCACUCUUUGAAGGUGCUCUUGAAACUGGAAAGAUCGGCAGAUCUUCAUUUAGAAAUUGGGUGAUUCGAGCCUAUUAUGAACGAAAAGCUCUAGCACAAUCACUCAAUGAUACAAAAACAGCAGUGCAGCAGCUUCACAAAAUAGCAAGCGCAGUUGUAAGUGUGAUAAUAAUAAUUGUGAUGCUUUUGCUGAUGGGGGUGGCUACGCUCAAGAUAAUAUUAUUCUGUAUUACACAAAUAGUCUUAAUAGGGGUGGCCUUCCAAGGUACUUGCAAAACAGUCUUGGAAGCCAUAAUCUUUGUCUUCGUCAUGCACCCUUUUGAUAUUGGAGACCGUUGCGUCAUUGAUGGUGUUCAGAUGAUAGUGGAAGAGAUGAAUAUCUUGACAACAGUGUUUCUUCGAUAUGACAAUGAAAAAAUAUACUACCCUAACGCGGUUUUGCUCUCUAAGCCAAUAAGUAAUUUCUAUAGGAGUCCAGAGAUGUGGGAUUCAAUUAAUUUCACUAUUGAUAUCUCAACUCCCAUGGAGACUAUCGUCGCACUCAAGAAAUCAAUACAAAUGUACAUUGAGAGCAAGCCAAAGUAUUGGAAUCCAAAGCACACUGUGAUAGCGAAAGAAAUAGAUAAUGUGGACAAGUUGAAGCUGUGCUUAAGUGUGCAACACACCAUCAACCAUCAGAACUACAGUGAGCGAAACUUUAGGAUAACGGAGCUGCUCUUGGAAUUGAAAAAGAUCUUUGAGAUUCAUGGUGUCAAGUAUCAUCUACUUCCUCAGGAGAUCCACCUUACCAAGAUGAACAUUGAAAAUGGGAGAGUUCUGUUUCAAUCAUGAAACAAACUAUUUCCAUCUAUUUUCAUUUCUCAGAAAGAAUUACCACAAUAAUCACUUAAUGAAAAACUUUCAAAUUAUCUUCCUUUCAAACUUGAAUUGGCAUUAUGGAGUUGAUUUAGCGUGGUAUGUACGUUGUUAUUUU